Sorex fumeus (smoky shrew) is the source of this 1542-nucleotide messenger RNA. It is a transcript of the gene RSKR, whose product is annotated as ribosomal protein S6 kinase related. Gene Ontology annotation, molecular function: protein serine/threonine kinase activity; ATP binding. The record is from RefSeq and is a predicted model, not a curated record. NCBI's taxonomy places the organism in Eukaryota, Metazoa, Chordata, Mammalia, Eulipotyphla, Soricidae. The transcript is spliced from 12 exons. Gene Ontology annotation, biological process: protein phosphorylation. Bases 196 to 1404 code for a protein of 402 amino acids.
ACAUUUUAGUUUUGGCUGUAAGCCUUAAUCGGGGAUAGGAUUUAGCAUUAGGAUGAAGUUUGGUUGCAUCACUCAGUCUCUAGUCAUGAACAGCAAGAAAGAGGUGGAGCUUGUGUAAUGCAGCAUCAGGGGGAGGAAUUGCUUAUGUAACUGGGACAGCAGUUUUAGCGGAAGGAGAGGAGGCACAGGCUGGGGAUGGGAGCAGUGAAUUGUCGGCAGGGGCAACACGCCCAGGGACCUACUUGUCAUAAGGGUGGCAACAUCCGGGGCCCUUUGAUCAGAGGCUGGAGAUGCCUCUGGUCAGGUAUAGGAACCACCAGAUCAGGUCUGGAAGAACUGUGGGUACUACAAAGGCAUCAGUGUCUGCAUCAGGAGUCCUUGAAGCCAUCCCCAUCACCCGAAGAGAAGCCUCUUCCAGAGUGGCCAGUGCCUCAGUUCAACCUCUUUCUGCCUGAGUUUCCCUUUAGGCCCCACAGGGGGCAGCAGCAGCUGAAGAUUUUAGGCCUUGUGGCUAAAGGCUCCUUUGGAACUGUCCUCAAGGUUCUAGAUUGUGGCCAGAAAACACUAUUUGCAGUGAAGGUGGUGCCCAAGAUAAAGGUCCUACAGAAGGACAUCCUGAGGCAGUGCAAAGAGGAGGUUAGCAUUCAGCGCCAGAUCAGUCAUCCUUUUGUACACAGUUUGGGGGACAGCUGGCAGGGGAAACAGCACCUCUUCAUUAUGUGCAGCUACUGCAGCACGGAUCUGUACUCCCUGUGGUCUGCUGUUGGCUGCUUUGCUGAGGCUUCCAUCCGCCUCUUUGCUGCUGAGCUGGUCCUGGUGCUGUGCUAUCUCCAUGAUUUGGGCAUCAUCCACCGAGAUGUGAAGAUGGAGAAUAUCCUUCUGGAUGAACGAGGCCAUCUGAAACUGACAGACUUUGGUCUGUCCCGCCAUCUGCCCCGGGGAACCCGAGCUUAUACUAUCUGUGGUACUCUUCAGUACAUGGCCCCAGAAGUUUUGAGUGGAGGGCCUUACAACCAUGCUGCUGAUUGGUGGUCCCUGGGUGUCUUGCUUUUCUCGCUGGCAACUGGAAAGUUUCCAGUAGCUGCAGAGAGAGACCAUGUGGCUAUGUUGGCAAGAGUGACCCGCUGUGACACUGUGAUCCCAGAUUCUCUUAACCAGGGGCUCUCCCUCCUGCUCCAUGAGCUCUUAAGCCAGAAUCCCUUCCACCGUCUGCGUUAUCUGCAUCAUUUCCAGCUUCACCCUUUCUUUCGGGGUGUGGCCUUUGACCCAGAGCUCCUACAGAAGCAGCCAGUGAACUUUGCCAUGGAGACACAAGCUACCCAACUCAGUCCAUUGGAGCCCAUGCUCUUCAAGGAUUUUGACUGUGAUUUUGAGUCCUGCCUGGGCUACCCGAGUCCUGCUUGAGACCCCUGUACUGUAUACUGGGGAACAUCUGGUAACCUGAAGAUCUUCUGCACUGCCAACUUGCUCUCACCACUUUGAUGUCAUUUUGAUGAACCAGUUUAUUUUCAGUCUGUAGCCUCAUAUAGUUCUUCUAGACAU